UUUUGGUAAGCUGUCUUGAAAUAGAAGAUGACGUCAUUUGUAUUAGCCAAUAACGUAUUUCUAAAUGAAGGUUAACCAAUGAGAUCGCUUGAAAACGAAUUUGGACGGCUUCAACGUUUGGGACCAGGCAGGAGAAGGUGUUUAGUUUUUCUGAAAUCCGGAAAACCAGGAUAUGAUGACCUCAUUGGCACUCAUCAGCCACAUAGCGAGUCACUGAGUGUUACAUGUGUACAGUGUACAUGUUAUGACAAAGUUCUGAGUAGAACAUGUACAUACAACAGGUACAGUAAAGAAAAAAAAUUAUCAAAUAUCACUGACUUCUGUGAGUAUGGGGUCAUUCUUAGAGAAGCCAAAGACUGAGAAAGAAAACACGAGCGGAAGUGGGAAUGGCCUAUCCUAUGGCAUCUGUAGCAUGCAAGGAUGGCGUAUGGAAAUGGAAGACGCACAUACUGUUAAGAUCGGCUUGCCAUUUAACAUGCAUGAUUGGUCAUUUUUUGCUAUAUUUGACGGCCAUGCGGGGCCUAAAGUGGCACGGUAUUCGGCAGAGCAUCUGCUUGAUGAAAUUUUAAAUAACUCUGAUUUUAAAGGUACUGAACAACCGGUUGAAAAACUGGAACCAACAAUAGACAACAUUGUUAAAGGUAUAAGGACAGGAUUUCUAAAUAUUGAUGCUAAAAUCUGCAGUUGGACUGAAACUGUUCAUGGAAAUGAAAGAAGUGGGUCUACAGCUGUAGGUGUACUAAUCUCCCCAACGCACUACUUUUUCAUUAACUGUGGUGAUUCCAGGGGAGUUCUCUGCCAAAAUGGCCAACCAGUUUAUAGUACUCAAGAUCAUAAGCCAGGGAAUCCCGAAGAGAUGGAACGCAUUGUAAGAGCCGGUGGUCAAGUUUACUUACAAAGAGUCAACGGAUCACUAGCGGUUUCCCGGGCAUUGGGGGAUUACGAUUACAAGUUAGUACGCGACAAGCCUGCCAUUGAGCAACUAGUGUCGCCUGAACCAACAGUUACUGUGCGGGAACGCAGUGAUGAGGAUCAGUUUAUCGUUUUAGCUUGUGAUGGUAUUUGGGAUGUUAUGAAGAAUGAAGAUGCAUGUCAGUAUAUACUGAAUCGACUACAAAUAUCACACGACUUAAAAGACAUCUGUAGUCAAGUUGUGGAUACCUGUUUAUUUAAGGGUAGCCGUGACAACAUGAGCAUAACAAUAAUAAGUUUGAAAGCCAUCCCUGAAGUAUCUGAAGAAGCUAUCCAAAAAGAUAAAGAAUUAGAUGAUUGGUUAGAAAAAAAGAUAACAGAAAUAUUUGAUAAGUCUGCAAAUAAGGAAGAAGUUGACAUACCUUAUGUACUGCAUGUAAUCAAUGAGGAAGACGUUGGUCAGUUUCCCCCUGGAGGUGGACUGCAGGCCAAACGGGCAAAGAUUGAAGAGAUCAUGCAGAGUAUACACCCUACAUACAAGAAAGAAGAGGGACUUAGUGGAUGGUUACCUUCUAUUCUACGGAGGGUACCCGACGAGGGUGAGUUAAAUGAGGAGGGUGGGGAGGAGACCGGAAUGCAUGCUUGAUAGUCGCACUCAUUCACAUUAAAUUUUGUUGGAAUUCCCAACUAAAUCUAGCCAGAUUGUAUCAUAGGCAACUAAAUACAGAUUUCAGGCUGGCUAAGGUAAGAUUGAAAAGAUGUCAGAUGAUUUAAAAUGUGUGUGAAUACAGUUGAAGAGAUCAGACAAGAACAACAGGAAUAUGUAGUAGAUUAAGUUAGGUUUCUUAAGUACAGGUGGCUCUUUUGUUUGCCCUUUUUGUUUGAAUUGAUGCCGCGAUAUUGGUUCAUUUUUUGUAAGUUUUGAAUUAAUUGUACAUUACAAAAUACCAUUUGAUAUUAUUUGAAUCAAUUCAGUGUGUUUUGGAGUUGAACUAUAAGAAGCAACAAUUAAUUUUUCAAGAUAGGAUGAGAGGAAUGAUUGAUUUUACCAUUUGUCUUUUAAGCUGGGCACACACUGCGCUGACGGUUGUUGGCCGACAUUACCCCAUGGAAAAUGCAAUGCGACAAGGAAUGUGCAAAGCAUAGUUUUUAAUUAACAAUUUGCUGAGACUGCCACCAACAGUCAGCAAACAGCAUUAAAUCCUUAAGCAGUCACAAAUAGCAGAAAGAGAUUCACACAUCAGCGGUGUAAGGCUGAGUCGUUGUGCCCUGGGUGAAAACAUAUUCAGGCCUAUGAAUUUCAAAGUUUUCGCCAAUCUACAGUAAAAACAUGAAUACGAAGGCUGAAAAUACUGCACAAAAGCAAUGUCAGUAUUGUUAAAGAAUACAAUUAUAUCUUGUGACUAUAAACCAUAAAAUCAACUUUAUUUUCCCACACUCCGGGGCACCCGAGAGCCCAUAGGUGUUACGCCAUUGUUGAGUGCAGUGUGUGCUUGGCUUUACUGUAUUCUCAUGAAAACACUGAACGAUGCUGAUGGUGAACUUCAUUCUUAAUUCAAAAGACAUUAACAUUUGCUUAAAAUGCAUUAAAUUAUUGGGUUUUUUUUCUUGCUCCAAAAAUCAGUACAAAGUUCAAUCUUACAAUGUUAUUGAUGAGUUAAUAAUUUUUCUAUAAGAAAGUUGUCAUUGUGGUAUUACUUCAUGUUAAUAGUAAAGUAUUUUUUUAUGUUGCAUGUUAUGAAUGUUCUUACUGAAUGUUCAAAGAAUAUUAAAAAAAAAUAUUUACGAUUGAGGUAACAAGAAUUCACCUUUUUAAAAAAAAUGUUGACUAUGCUAUGUUGUACUUUUUAAAUUUUUGUUGAUGAAAUGACUAUUGUACUGUACACCUAAUCUCACCCAAGUAGAAAUCUCUUCUACUUGGUUGGACUGCUCUAUCCUUCCAUCUUCUUUUAGAUCUUUUGUGAUAUAUUUCCCAUUUCAAUUUAAAUUAAUUUUGAGAAAAUAAUAUGUGGUAUUCUUUUUAUGAUAAAUGGGACCAAGAGAUGGUGUUUGUUAGUUUUUUUUUUUAGUACUGUACUGUAGGUAUGUGUUUGCAUGAUCCGGUGCUAAUGAGUGAAAAGCUGGUGCAUUUGGAAAGAAUGAAAACUGAGAUGAGAUUUCAGGUGGAGCCAUGUAUCAUCAGGGUUUGAUCUUGCUAGUCUAUGCAUUUGGAAUAUAUGAUUAAUAAUUAAUCGAAGUAAAUGUUUGGUAUCUAAGAAGAAAUCUUCAUGUUUGGAUGAAGUAGACCUUGGAUAGGGUGUAUGAGGGUAAUGCUGCACCCAUGAUCUUGAAUAGGAUGGUUCUGAAAUGGCAUUGCACUCCUGUAACAUGUCUUGUUAAAGAGAUAUUGGAAUAGCAUGGCAGUCAUGUGCCAUGUCAUGGUCUUUCAUAAAUACGUAUUGGGAUAACUCUACAAUUCUGUGUCAUUUUCUUCUUAUGAGGUAUUGGGAUGGCACUGUACUCUGUGACAUGUCCAGGUUUCAGGAGGUAUUGGGAUAGCACUGUACUCUGUGACAUGUCCUGGUUUGAGGAGGAACUGGGAUGGCACUGCACUUCUGUGACAUGUCUUGUUCUUUGAUAAGUAAGAGGUACUUGGGAUGGCACUGCACUUCUGUGACAUAUCUUGUUCUUUGAUAAGAGGUGUUUGGGAUGACACUGCACUCCUGUUAUCAUCAUGGUCUUUGAUAUGAUGUAUUUGGAUGGCACGAUAUACAGUAUGAUGCAUCUAGAUCAGAUGUAUCAGGAUGGCAUUGCACUACUCUAAUUAAUCUAUAUCAGGCGUAUUGUGACAGCAAUACUCCUGUGCAAGUCUACCUCUGUAUCUUAGAUACGUAUUAGGAUGGCAAUGCCCAUCUGGGACAUGUCUAGAAUUGGAUGAAUGUAGUGGUGAUAGCAAUGCACAAGUCUAGAUCUUGGAACAUAUGUAUUGGAAAGGUAAUACAUCCUGUGACACAUGUCUAGAUAU
Molecule: messenger RNA, 3916 nt
Organism: Anneissia japonica
Lineage: Eukaryota; Metazoa; Echinodermata; Crinoidea; Comatulida; Comatulidae
Product: protein phosphatase 1B-like
Exons: 6
Coding region: 329-1558 (409 amino acids)
Biological process (GO): protein dephosphorylation
Cellular component (GO): nucleus; cytosol
Molecular function (GO): magnesium ion binding; manganese ion binding; protein serine/threonine phosphatase activity
Source: RefSeq, a predicted model, not a curated record